Messenger RNA from Lotus japonicus, 1584 nucleotides. RefSeq names its product aluminum-activated malate transporter 12-like. Lineage: Eukaryota; Viridiplantae; Streptophyta; Magnoliopsida; Fabales; Fabaceae. The coding region runs from base 27 to 1424 and encodes 465 amino acids. Gene Ontology annotation, biological process: malate transport. Gene Ontology annotation, cellular component: plant-type vacuole membrane. The transcript has 6 exons. The record is from RefSeq and is a predicted model, not a curated record.
UGUUAGUCAGAAAAUCCAAGAGGACAAUGGAAAACAGAACAGAGGGAAGUAAAGAAAGGAUGGAAUCAACCCAUGUGAUAUCCAUUUCGAAUGGAGAAGAAAAUAUCGCUGCUAGGGAGAAUGAAAAACCAUUCCAAUUUUCACUUACACUUCCUCCCAUUUUCUGUCGCCUUAGAGAAAACAAAAUCCUUCAUUGUUCUCUUCUCAGGGACAAGCAAAUUAAGCAAGACACUAAGAAUAUGAUUCACAGUGUCAAGGUUGGGUUUUCCCUGGUAUUGAUUUCCCUUCUGUACCUCUUGGAUCCUCUCUAUGAGCAAGUUGGAGACAAUGCAAUGUGGGCCAUCAUGACUGUUAUAGUCAUCUUUGAAUUCUCUGCAGGUGCUACACUAGGAAAAGGUUUAAAUCGUGGAAUGGGAACUAUAUUAGGAGGUGGACUUGGUUGCAUAGCAGCAGUUUUGGCUCAGAACCUUGGUGUGGUUGGGGACUCAGUUAUGAUUGGUACUUCAGUAUUUAUUUUUGGGACGAUUGGGACUUAUAUUCGAUUGUUACCGAGCAUUAAGAAGAGAUAUGAUUAUGGGGUGAUGAUUUUCAUCUUGACAUUCAACCUUGUGGUGGUGUCUGGUGUGCGCACUGAUCAGAAAGUGUGGGAGAUAGCACGUGAUCGUCUUUUAUCAAUUGUGAUGGGUUUCAUUGUUUGCAUUUGUGUGAGCUUGUUCGUUUUCCCCUUAUGGGCUGGUGAUGAACUUCAUGGAUCCACAGUCUCAAGAUUCCAACACCUUGCAGACUCAUUUCAAGGGUGCUUGGAGGAAUAUGUCAUUGUCAAAUCCUCUGAUGAAAAAGAAACUAAGGCUGGUGCUGGUGCUCCUGCUAGCUUCUCUGUUUGCAAGUCAUUGUUGAGCUCCAAGUCAAAGGAUGAGUUGCUGGUAAAUUUUGCAAAAUGGGAACCCAGGCAUGGAAAAUUCGGGUUUUGCUACCCUUGGGAGAAAUAUCUAGAGAUUGGAGACGUUCUUCAAGAAUUGGCUGCUAUUAUUCUAGCUCUGGGAGGUUGCCUCCAAGCCUCAAAAAAGCCUAUGUCAUUGGCCUCUAAGAAUGAAACAGCCCAUUUGGAAUCAUGUGAAGCAAUUGGGUCACAGAUCGUGUGGGCUCUGCGAGAACUUGAAGACAGCAUGAAGCAAAUGAGGAAGUAUCAAACGGAGCCUCACAUUUCAUCUAAAUUGAAAUCAGCAAGACAAGAUAUAAGCUUGAUGAUUUCCACGGCCAAAAUAGCAGCAGCACUUGAGAAUAUUGAUGAUGAUAAUGAUGCACUUGCAACCGUGAGCUUCGCGUUCUUACUCAGGGAAGUGGUGGACAAAGUAGAGGAAUUGACCAAAGUGGUGGAUGAACUUGGAGACAUUGCUGGCUUUCGUGCUCAUUCAACUCAGUAAACGCUAUGCAUUAUGCAGUACAAAUGCACAUAAAUUAUAGGCCACUUGCUGAUUGUUUUAUUAUCAUCAGCCUUUUAAGAGCCAUUGUGUAAUGCUUAUGGACUUGUGUCCAUCAAAGUAUGUAACCGGAGUCAAACUUAAUAUAAGUAAAUAAACAAGA